CGCGGGGGCGGGCGCCGCGCGAGCCCAACUCCGGGAGCGCGGCCGCUCGGCCAUCCCCGCCGGCGGCGGCGGCGGCGGUUCGGGGAGCGGCUCUGCGGCGGCGGAUGAGUCAGCCCUUGGGCGGCAUGGAGCCCUUCCCGCCGCCCACGGAGGACGACGAGGAGGACUGGCUUCGCCCGCAGUCCGGCGGCAGGACCGCUCCGCCCGCCCCGUCAGGCCACAGUAAGUCUGUAUCAGCAGGAAAUACAGCGUGCAGAGUGAUUGUUCACAUUGACUUGGACUGCUUUUAUGCACAAGUAGAAAUGAUCCGUAAUCCUGAAUUAAGAGACAAGCCUUUAGGUGUGCAACAGAAAAACAUUGUAGUUACUUGUAACUAUGAAGCCAGAAAACUUGGAAUUAAGAAACUGGUGUCCGUCAGGGAUGCUAAAGAGAAGUUUCCUCAACUGAUGCUGGUUAAUGGAGAGGAUCUAACUCAAUAUAGGGAAAUGUCAUACAAGGUUACAGAUUUGUUGGAAGAAUUUUGUCCACUAGUGGAAAGGCUUGGGUUUGAUGAAAAUUUUGUGGAUAUCACAGAGAUUGUAGAGAAAAGACUAAAACGGCUACAACAAAGUGGAUGUUCCAGACUAUGUGUGUCUGGCCAUGUAUACAACGACCAAGCCAUCAAUUUCCAUGAUACAAUGCACGUAAGACUAGUUAUUGGAUCUCAGAUUGCAGAGGAGUUGAGGGAAGCUGUGCACGCUAGACUGGGCCUCACAGGCUGUGCUGGAGUGGCUUCUAACAAAUUACUGGCUAAGCUUGUGUCUGGUACCUUUAAACCAAAUCAACAAACACUUCUUCUGCCUGAAAGCUGUCAGGAUCUCAUACGCAACCUUGAGCACAUCAACAAAGUGCCUGGCAUUGGCUAUAAAACUACUCAACGCCUCAAAACGCUGGGUCUUAAAAGCGUGUGUGAUCUCCAGGCGUGUCCGUCUGCUGUAUUAGAGAAGGAACUUGGUGUUUCUGCUGCUCAGCGUAUCCAAAAACUCAGCUAUGGAGAGGAUGACUCCCCUGUGACUCCAUCAGGCCCUCCUCAGUCCUUUAGUGAAGAAGAUUCCUUUAAAAAAUGUUCAUCAGAAGUGCAAGUUAAAGAGAAAAUUGAAGAGCUGCUUGCUAACCUCUUAGACAGAAUACACAAAGAUGGAAGAAAACCACACACAAUAAGACUGACCAUCCGCCAGUUUUCUUCAACUAAUAAAUGGUUUAAUCGGGAAAGUCGUCAGUGUCCUAUUCCACCUCAUCUCAUUCAGAAACUUGGAAAAGAAAGCAGCAGUGUUAUAUCCCCAUUGGUUGAUAUACUAAUGAAACUCUUUCGAAAGAUGAUAAACGUAGAUCUACCAUUUCAUCUCACUCUUCUGAGUGUCUGCUUCUCCAACCUCAAAGAUCUUCCUAGCAGCAAGAAAGGAUCAAUUGGUUUUUAUCUAACAGAAGUGUCACCACUUUCAGCCUCUGGUAAAAAUGUCCAGGAAAAGGAAGAUGUCUCACAAGACCAGGCAAGCUCUUCUUGGAACCAGAAUUUCAACAGAACUGGAAAUACACCAACAAAAAAACUUUCAGAAGAAAAGAAAAGCUGUAUAAGAAAAGCUGGAAUUUCUGACUUCCCAUUUAAUUUGUCUUCUGGUGACAUCAACCAGGAGGUCUUCAGGGAACUUCCAGAAGAUAUCAAGAAAGAAAUUAUUUCUGAAAGAACAGGAGAAAUGAUCCCUACAGAGAAUAUUUUUAGUCAACCAUCAUUGUGUUUUCCAAAAGAGAUAAACAGCACUUCUCUAAGUUCCAAAAGAGUAAACAAUGAUAUGAACGCUGCAGGAUGCAAUAUACCCUUCACAUCAGCUCAUGGCUCUGCAACUGUUCUGGCACACAGCUCCAAUGCCAGUUGUUCUUCUGAGUGUCCUGGAAGUAUACUCAUAGAUGGUGAUAGGGAAAAAAAGCCUACGGACCCUCUGAAUUUCAGAGAGAGAGACUUGCUGGCUCUGGACGCUGGAGCUAGCCAAACUGUUCUGCCUGCCCCUGUCUUGGGUAAAGAUGAGCAAGCCUUUGGAACAACUUCUAAGGAUAAAACCUAUGGUAGCAGAGAAGGAAUUGUAUUUCCUCUUAACGUUGACCCAAAGACUUUUUUUGAACUACCUGCAGAUAUGCAAAAAGAACUACUAGCUGAAUGGAAGAAUGAAGAACUUGCAUCCAAAAUGCUUAUGGGUAAAACCUCUGAAAAGCCUAAAACAAAUACAGGAAGAAAGAAUACAGCAUCCUGUUUAUCACAGUCUAACAGUUUACUAAGGUAUUUUAAACCACAAUGAAACAUUUUCAUAAUACAAGGGCACUGCAAGAAUGGGCACUGAAGACAGUUCACUCUAUGAAAAAGUUAAUGUAAAUUGUAAAGAUGUGAAUAUUAAAAAUAUAUUUUGGUAACUUUUGACAUAA
Molecule: messenger RNA, 2454 nt
Organism: Dromaius novaehollandiae (emu)
Lineage: Eukaryota; Metazoa; Chordata; Aves; Casuariiformes; Dromaiidae
Product: DNA polymerase iota
Exons: 10
Coding region: 105-2330 (741 amino acids)
Biological process (GO): translesion synthesis
Molecular function (GO): DNA-directed DNA polymerase activity; damaged DNA binding
Source: RefSeq, a predicted model, not a curated record